AUGCCACAUCAACAACGUUACAAUAAUGGUUCUAUGACAAAUAACGAGGCAAUAGAGAGACAACGACAAUAUGAAAUGUUUCAAGAGUCUUUACCUAAGGUGAAUAAAAUAUUGUUCCAAAUGAUUCUAAAUGAAAUUAUUCCGCUCUCUGUUCGUAUUGAAAAUCAGUUGACACAAGGUAAUGAAUUCCAAAAUGAUACAAAACUUGAUACUCUGGGUGAUUCUUCCUUUGAUAAAGCUUCUGAUUUGGAUAAUAUUACUAAAUUGAAAGAUUUAUCCAUUAAUGCAAAAGCGAAUUCAGAGACUCAUUUAGGAAAUAUAUCAUCACCUGAUGAUGUUUUAAUUUAUAAAUUAUCACAGUCAGUAGACGAGAAUGAAAACAAAUAUAAUAAUAUAUUAAAAAGGAUUAGAGAUAUAGGUAUCAAAAUUGGUACUAAAUUAGUCAAUCUACUAAUAUUCACUAAUAACAUCAAUUUAAAUUUUAAAGAGAUGGACUUGUUAUUGAUAAUGAAGUUCAUUUGUCGUGAUGUUUGGAAACACGUUUUUGGCAAACAAAUUGACAAUUUAAAGACUAAUCAUCGUGGAACAUUUUAUUUAACUGAUUUAGAAUAUCCUCUUUUACAAUCUUUUUGUAUUGAAACUAAUACUAUUCCAUCUCAAUUAAACGAAAAAUUUAUUUUAAAUAAAGAAUCAAAACUUGUUGAACCAUUUUUAGAGUUACCAGUAGGCAUCAUUAAAGGCGUAUUAUUGUCAUUAGGAUACCCUCUUGAUGAGGUUAUAUGCUUAGCUACAUUUAUUGAUAAACCAAAAGAAAGAAUAAAAAACAGUUUCCCUAAAGGUAUAAGCUUUCAUGUACAAAUCACUAAAUCAUUCUUGCCACAACAACAGAAACAAUAA
Molecule: messenger RNA, 897 nt
Organism: Arxiozyma heterogenica
Lineage: Eukaryota; Fungi; Ascomycota; Saccharomycetes; Saccharomycetales; Saccharomycetaceae
Gene: TRS33
Product: Trs33p
Exons: 1
Coding region: 1-897 (298 amino acids)
Biological process (GO): endoplasmic reticulum to Golgi vesicle-mediated transport; regulation of GTPase activity
Cellular component (GO): trans-Golgi network; cis-Golgi network; TRAPP complex
Source: RefSeq, a predicted model, not a curated record